Molecule: messenger RNA, 3030 nt
Organism: Drosophila eugracilis
Lineage: Eukaryota; Metazoa; Arthropoda; Insecta; Diptera; Drosophilidae
Product: sodium-independent sulfate anion transporter
Exons: 5
Coding region: 48-1931 (627 amino acids)
Biological process (GO): transmembrane transport
Cellular component (GO): membrane
Molecular function (GO): sulfate transmembrane transporter activity
Source: RefSeq, a predicted model, not a curated record
CAGACGUGCGGCUGACUAAGUUAUCUAAACUCAAAAAUAACGAUCAAAUGUAUCCGCAAUUGGAAACUGAAGCUGAGGCCCUGGAAAACCCUACAGCUAGGGCUCUCUUGCCAGGUGCCAUAAGCAAGCCGGCCAGUGAGGCUGGCAAAGCACCGAAGACAAGUAAAUGGAAACGACGGCUACAUCGACAUAUUCCGGUCUUUCAAUGGUUACCACUCUACACCACCGAAUGGGGAAUCGAUGACUUUAUAGCCGGUGUUACCCUCGGACUUACGAUCAUCCCAGAGAGUAUGGCCUGUGCCCUGUUAGCUGGUCUGCCGGCAAGAUAUGGCCUGUGUUCGGCUUUUAUUGGUCCUCUGAUCUAUAUGGUCUUUGGUUCUAUCGACAAGGUCAUCAUUGGACCCACUAGCCUGGUGGCUCUGGUUAGUGUUCAGUUCACCGUUGGACGACCUAUUGAAUUUGCCUUCGUGCUUACCUUUCUCAGCGGAAUUGUGCAGAUUAUUAUGGGUACCAUGAGGAUGGGUUUCAUCUUCGAGUUCAUAUCCAUGCCAGUGAUCAAAGCCUUUUCCUCGGCCACUGCCAUCCUGGUCAUAGAAUCUCAGCUUAAGGUACUGCUGGGCAUUAAGUACUUAGUCGCAGGUCUCAUAAAUUCAGUGGGAAUGCUAAGUUCACGAAUUCAUGAGUCCAACAUGGCUGAUCUUACGGUUGGAAUAUGUGCCAUUGUUUUCUUACUUUUAUUAGAGCUAUUAGAUCGCGUGGCUAGCAAUGAAAAGCGUAGCAAACUUCUAAGGAUAAGCUGCAGAUACCUGUCAACCUCCAGGAAUACCUUGAUAGUACUAAUAGCUGCCAUUGUUUCCUAUAUUUGGAUACAAAAUAGUGGCCAAGUUCCUUAUGCUCUUAGCAAGAAUGCCUUGGCCAGUCUGCCCAAUUUUACAGUGCCCAGUUUGGAUAUUGUUACUGCAGAGAGAAGCUACAGUUUUUGGGAGGUUUUAAAGGAACUUAAUAUUGGUAUCAUAGUCAUUCCGAUUGUGGGUAUACUAACGAAUAUUUCCAUUGGAAAAUUAACUCCUAAAGGCUUGGUUGAUACGAAUCAAGAGCUGCUCACUGUCGGCCUUUGCAACAUGUUUGGUUCCUGCGUGCAGGCAAUGCCUUCGUCAGGAGCGUUUACACGUUAUGCCAUUAGCACAGCCUGUGGCCUCAGGACUCCAUUGGCCAAUCUGUAUUUGGGCAUUAUUGUACUCCUGGCCCUGAGCUACCUCAGUCCGUACUUCAACUACAUUCCGGAAGCUACGCUGGCGGCCAUCCUGAUUUGCUCGAUAUUCACGCUGCUGGACUUCAAACUUCCAAUAAGAUUGUGGCGCGAUUCGAAGCGCGACUUUGCCACCUGGCUGCUGUGCUUCUGCGUGUGCGUGCUUUUUGGGGUGGAGGUGGGCCUGUUUGUGAGCAUUGUGGUGACCGCACUGCACCUGCUCUACCUGUGGGCACGUCCCGAGAUCCGAGUAAAGAUUGAGCAGCUAGAGGAGAUGCAGUACAUCCGAGUGACGCCGGGCAAUGGCAUCUACUUUCCGGCCAUCAAUUAUCUGAGAGAACGAGUCCUGAAGGCCUGCACCCAGGCGGACUUUAAGAUUACGGUCGUGAUCGAUGGCCAGCGAAUUAAUGGCAUGGACUAUACAGCUGCCCAGGGUAUAUCGAAGCUAUCAAGUGAUCUAUGCCGUCAGGCAGAUGCCUCUAGCUCAACCCUGCUGAUCCUGUUCAGAUUUCCCGAGCACUUGCAAAGGCUCGUUGAUCACACGGAUAACCUGGUGUUCUGUGAGAGUGAGAACAAGGUUAAGGAGUUCCUAACACAGGAAUCCCUGCGCAAUGGCUAUAUCAACCUGAAAGAGCACAUAAGAGCCUCCAUCGAUUUGGGCUAUAAAAUCGACAUCGAUUAGGAGCACUCGCCGCCCCCUAGUUAGCUGCUUUAUGUUAUUUAUUUAAGUUUAGUUUCGAGAAAUUGUCGUUCGUCGCUGACUGCAAAUGGAAAUGGAAGUGAAGGAAAAGUGGAACAAAUGCCUUGAUGGCAGCAAUUUAUAAAAUCCCCCCUCCAACCACACCCAACCCCAAACCCAAACCAAAACCCGAGAAGUGACCUCUGGAGGAGAAUGGGGGGCAGAGGAAUAGAUGCGGUGCCGCUGGCGACGCCGUCAAUGAUUGCCAAGCUAAUGGAUUUCUGUUUACUUUUUCACUUAGAGCGGGCGCCAAGGAGGAGCAGGAGCAGCAGUAGAAGGAGCAGAAGGAGCCGGAGCAGCUGGAGCAUAAGGAAAAAACAAGGUUUUGAAAAAUAAAGCAAAAGAAAUUAGAGAAAAGCGAAAGCGCACAGCUAACUUUUCUAACCAAAAAAAAGGAAACAAAAAAAUAGAAAAAACAAGGUGCGCUAGAAAAAAAAAGGAGGAAAACACAGCUGAAAAGAAACUGCAAGAAAUUAAACUAAAAUCCUGGCGUAAAGUGGAUCAAACGCAGUAAAAACAAGUCAGGGCAUAAAUUAAAUUAGUCGAAAGCGAAAGGGGACUACUCUUUAGGGAAUAAAAAACAAGUUUAAGUGGAAGAAGAACUAAAACUAAAACUUGAAAUUAAAUAAGAAAUAUUCCCAAUAUAAAUUUUUAAUAUUUUAUGUCGAAUAAAAAUAUUAAUUUAAAGAUGACUCCAAAAAAUGCUAUGUUAAAAGUACAAAUCGUUGCUUUUUUUUUUAUUUAUUUUAAUUAAUUUUUUAUACUAAUUUAGAGAGCUUAAAAAAUAAAGCCCUAAAAAGUAUGCUAUAUUAAUGAUUCUAAGUUAAAUUAUAUAAAAAGACCUUUAACCUUAUAAAUACUAUCAAAUUAGUCAAAUAACAUAGGAUUUACGAUUAAAAAUUAAAAUAAAAUCAAAGUAAAAUAUAAGAUAAAUCAAUUUCAAUCCUUAAAUUGUAAAAUAAGUUUAAAGAAGUCCCUUAAAUCAAUAUAACUUAUAGAGCAUUAAAAGCAAAGCGAUAAAAAGGACCCUAGAAAAGCGAGU